Messenger RNA from Trichoderma reesei QM6a, 627 nucleotides. RefSeq lists its product as uncharacterized. Gene Ontology annotation, biological process: maturation of SSU-rRNA from tricistronic rRNA transcript (SSU-rRNA, 5.8S rRNA, LSU-rRNA). The transcript is spliced from 2 exons. Gene Ontology annotation, cellular component: preribosome, small subunit precursor; nucleolus. NCBI's taxonomy places the organism in Eukaryota, Fungi, Ascomycota, Sordariomycetes, Hypocreales, Hypocreaceae. The record is from RefSeq and is a predicted model, not a curated record. The annotation marks the transcript as partial.
AUGGGCACCAAACGGCAAAUCGACGAGGUCGAGUCCCACGACGCGAGUGGCGGCCAUGCAGCAGCUGGAAAGAGGCACAAGUCGUACGUCGGCCGCAAACGCCCGGCACAGGAAGAUUCGGGGACCAAGAAGCGCAUCCGGGCCAUCGAGAGAAGCCUGCGGCGGAACCAGGACAUGCCGGCCAACGUGCGGAUCGAGCUGGAGAGGGAGCUGGCGUCGCAGAAGCAGAUCCUGGCGGACAAGCAAUACAGGAGGAAGCGCAGCGCCAUGAUCUCGAAGUACCACCAUGUUCGAUUUUUCGAACGGAAAAAGGCUUCACGGCUGGUGAAGCAGCUGAAGCGGAGGCUGGAGCAGGAAAGCGACGCCGUCGAGGCUGAAAAGAUACGGCACCACCUCCACAUUGCCGAAGUCGACGAAGCAUACACUCUCUACUUCCCCCAUAUCGAGACGUACGUCGGCCUGUACGCCGCCGCCGCCAAGAAGCCAGCUGAAGAAGAGACCGAGGAGAGCAAGAUUGCGGCCGCAAAGGCAGCUCUGGAGGCGGAAAGGCCGCCGAUGUGGAAAGUGAUUGAAAAGGCAUUGGCCGAGGGACCAGCUGCGUUGGAGAAGAUACGCGACCGCAGAUCA